CAAUCUGACACGUGGUUUUUUACAGAGAGUAAGCGAGAAAAGAAUCGGCUAUUUUUUGUAUAUUUUUGAACAAAACAAAUAAAUACAAAAAACGCAUCAAGUUUGCGCAGUUCAGAUUUACAGUCACAGCGUGUUAUGGACAAUUGCUUCGACUAGUUUGUCCAAAAAAUAAUCAAAACAAAGACGGCUAAUAUAGAAUAUUACGUUUAUUUCAUCCAUAGUUUAAACAUCCAUAUAUAACAUCUGUCUUAAAAUAAAUCCAUAAAACCCGUUACUUGUUACAGUUUAUAUCCCCUUUUAUGAUAGUUUUGCCAUUUUUCGUAAAUAAAUCAUUGUCAAAAAAGAAUGACAGUCGGAGGCACCAAAGAAGGCAUGUUUCCGCAUCAUUUGAAUUUAUUGAACAAAACGCGCCUUCAGGAAAUUUUAUCAGAGGUUGAAAAUCAUAAGAAACGUCUCAGUUCAUUAGAAGAAUCACAAAAAGAGCCUGAAAUUCCAAAUUUAGAAGAAAUUGCGAAAGAUAUUGGAGCAGAAAAUUUGGAGAACAUUCUAGAUCACAUUGGUGAAAAAUCAAGCGAAGAGCCAGAAGAAAAAGAAGAACAAAUUCCACCGUCUCAAAUUUUUUCAGCAACUGAAGCAAAAUUGAAAGAAUUCAAGGAUUGUUACGUCGAGGAAAUCGAUGCUUGGAAAGCUAUUAACGAAGAGAUUUCCGGGAAAAUAGAAAAUUUGGAAGGAUUAUGUCAAAAACAGGCCGAGAUAAUUGAGGCUACUCAAUCUAGUCUAAAUUCUGAACAGAUUAAGAGACACAAGAGCGAACACCUGUUGAAAAUAAUCCUCAAGCAUAAUCCCGCAUUGACUCAGAUACAUAUCGAAAACACUGUUCAAAACAAAGAAAUCACUACAAACGAAAGAGCUGAAAAUGAUCUGAAUGCUGAAGCUAAAAACGACGAAGUGCUUACAAGAAACGAAAAAGCAACGAAUGGAUACCAAGGUGAAAUAUCUGCUUUGAAGGUCAAAAUUAAACAGCUCACUGGCCAACUCGAAACUGAACAAGAUAAAAUCACAAAGCUCCAGGAAAUAAUCACCGAAUAUCAUCAAGAAAAAGCGAAAGAAGAGAAACAGCGAGAAACACUUUUGGAGCAAAGAAGCCAAAACGCGCCAAGGUCUAUCGCGUCCAGGCAUUCAUCAGCAGCUUUGAUCAAAACUCUGGGCGAAUCACAGGACUUUUUCGAAGAAAUGUUCAACGAGCCCAAAUUUCUGACGCUCUCCAGUCAGAUGUUGUUAGGCAACGGGUUUGUUUCGAGCUCCACAGGUAAUGUAAGAAUCGACAAUGUUCAUCAAAAUGGCGGUUUCAUCGUGCUUAGAAACGGAAGUUUCGACCAGAAUGAAGAAAUCGGUUUUUUUAUUCUGCAGCAGAAACUGAACGGAAAGGUCAUCGCGUCAUUUCGGUUCCCUCAGAGAGCAAAACUGAAGGCAGGUUCAAAGAUCAAUAUCUGGGCAUCUUCAGCUCCUGAAGGGAGAAAUUGUCCUCCGUCUGACUAUAUAUGGAAGGACCAAUACAAAUGCGUGUAUGGACUAGAAUGCAUAACAGUGCUCUGUAAGCCGAACGGUCAGGCAGUCGCGUGGUACUGCGGUCAGCAUCACUAUGAUGGGAAUCUCCCAGAAUUGAACGACCUGGAAAUGCUGAGACGCCAGAGUCGGUUGAUUCCGAUGGUCGAAACUCAAAUCGGCGAGUCGCAGAGGAAACUGCGGGAGUUCGUUCGUCGCGAGAAGACUGAACCGAGGCUCGCGACGAGUUAUGACGUCAGGAAGCAUCCACACGGGUUGCACUUUCACGUUCCUUCGCACCCGAGUAGUGACCAAUUCCGAGAGAAAGUUCUCGGUAACGACCAGACGAGCUUGAUGCGACAUAUUCGGUUGUCCCGUACUCCAGAUACGGUUCCGGAAUUAUAUACAGGAGGAGCAAGGACAGGAGUUAAGGCACUCUACAGGGCCUGGGAGGGAACUCCAACUUUGGUUCCUAUGAAGAGCAGCGCCGGAAUGAUCCGGAAAAUUAGCUCUGCUCAAAUCGCGCAAUGAAAAUACACUAAAACUGCACAAAAAUCAAAUUUCUUAUCUUCUAAACUCUGGCUCUAAACAACUCUUUCGCUUUAUAUAGUCUAUAUUUUUUAUUAGAAAUUACUAAACUAUUUCUUUAGAAGUAUAUUACAUCGAUUGA
This is a messenger RNA of Symsagittifera roscoffensis, 2215 nucleotides long. RefSeq names its product lamin-B1-like. The coding region runs from base 346 to 2076 and encodes 576 amino acids. NCBI's taxonomy places the organism in Eukaryota, Metazoa, Xenacoelomorpha, Acoela, Convolutidae. The transcript has a single exon. The record is from RefSeq and is a predicted model, not a curated record. Gene Ontology annotation, cellular component: cytoplasm; nuclear envelope.